Molecule: messenger RNA, 2226 nt
Organism: Trichoplax adhaerens
Lineage: Eukaryota; Metazoa; Placozoa; Uniplacotomia; Trichoplacea; Trichoplacidae
Exons: 24
Coding region: 1-2226 (741 amino acids)
Molecular function (GO): RNA binding
Source: RefSeq, a predicted model, not a curated record
AUGAGUUUGACGAACCCGAGCGAAAUCGUAACGUCAAGGUCUACUAUAUUCGUCCGCAACUUACCAUACGAUAUCACCGAGACUCAAUUUGAGCAACUAUUUGAUGAUGUAGGACCUAUAAGAAGUAGCUUCUUGGUUCGGGAUAAAGGUACAAAGGAUGAAUGUCGCGGGUUUGGUUAUGUGACUUUUACCUUGCAGGAGGAUGCAGAAAGAGCUACAACACUGAAAAAAAGUAUUAGAGGACGUCAUAUUCAAAUUUUACUAGCUCAGAGAAAGUUUGAUACUAAUACGAAGAGGAAACAAAAUCACGAUGAGAUUGAAGAAGUAAAUAGCAGCCAUCUCGAAGCACCAGUGAUAAAGAAAUCUAGAUCCUAUUCACAAUUAGACAACGUACAGUUAGAAAAUACAAUAUCAUCUAUUGUAUCACGUGCAAAUUCUGGAAGAACAAUUUUAAUUCAAAAUUUAUCUCCGGAUAUUUCCAGGAAGCGGUUGUAUAAACGGCUUAGGAAGAAGGUCGACAUAGAGGAAUUGAAGUAUCCCCUACCUGGUUCGCAGCUCAAUGUGCAAAUUGUUUCCAAGAUCGAUAAGACACAGUCGAAGAAGUCUCUAAAUAAAGCAAAGAUCAUUGUUCGAAAUCUUUGCUUCAACUGCCGAGAAAGAGAUUUGAAGGAAAUAUUUUCGCAAUUUGGAAAUGUGAUCACUGUGAACAUUCCACCUAAGGGAGGAUUUGCGUUUAUCCAGUUCGAAAAUGUCUUUCAUGCGGCGAAUGCUAUAAAGGAACUCAAUAUGACGGAAGUGAUGAAUCGUCGAAUUUCUUUGGAUUGGGCGUUACCAAAAUCACUUUAUUUGAAAAAUACAGCUGAGAAUAGUAAAGAACACGAGGGUGAAAAAGUAACAUCUGACAACUGUGAUUCUGAUUUAACAGACAGUGACUGUGAAGCUGUCGCAAAAACUGAUAGUGCAAAUACAACGGAAAAUGCUGAGGAAGAAACUAAACGCAACAGACAUGAAAUUAAGGAGGAUGUCCAGGAAGGGAAAACGUUAUUUAUACGGAACCUUUCAUUUGACUGUAAAGAAGACGAAUUAAAGGAAUUCUUCUCGAAAUUUGGCAAGAUUCGAUAUUGCAAGAUUGUUAUUGAUCGGGCUAAUGAUUAUUCUCGAGGUGUAGCAUUUGUGAAAUAUGUUGAAAAAGGAAGUGCUGACAAAUGCCUGGAAAGUUACAACAACGGCGAUUACGACUUUACUUUACAUGACAGGAAACUUAUCAUCUGCCGCGCCGUAUCACGGACCGAUGCUUGCAAUUUUUCAGUAACAAAGCCAUCCAAAGAUCAAGAUAAAAGAAAUUUAUAUCUAGCUAGUGAAGGAGUUAUCACAGCUGAUAGCGCUGCUGCUGGAGGAUUAUCCAAAUCAGAUUUAAAGAAACGUGCCAUGACGGAAAUGAAGAACAAAGCCAAGUUAAAGAACCCUAACUAUUUUGUAUCGAAAACAAGGUUGUGUAUUCGCAAUAUUCCAAUUCAAGUUAGUGAUGCUGAUCUCAAGAAAGUAAUCAUAUCUUCAGUAGAUGAGAAGAGGCCUGUUAGAAUAAAGAAAGUAACGAUAAUGCGUGAUCGUAAUCGGAUUAACAGCCACGGAAUCGCGAAAUCUAGAGGUUUUGGUUUUAUGGAACUUUUAAAUCACGAUGACGCACUGAAAAUUUUACGAGCAAUUAAUAAUAAUCCUCAUAUUUUUGGAUCUGAAAAGCGACUAAUUGUAGGAUUUGCAAUAGAAAACCAAAGGGCACUUCAAAAGAAGAAAUUAAGGCAGGAAAGGAGCAAGACAAAGCUGCAAGUGAGACAAAACCACCGCAUACCGACAAAUAUUGAAACUGAUAAUUAUGGCAACAAUGAGAGAGUAAAUCUGAGGAUAUCAGCGAAUAAAAUCGAGAAUCAGACAAAGUUAAAAACAAGGCCGAAUUUCAAAGGCUUAAAAGAUGAAAGUUCUUUUAUCAACCAGGUCUUACCGUCAACAUCUGAUGUUAAUGUUAAUAUUAACGACCGUCAUAAUAUCGGUGGAUCAUUCUCGUCUGGAGCUAGUGCAGAUGCCAGAGUAUCUAAGUUUUCAAACAAGAAGAGAACUUAUGAUCAUUCUAGAAAGACAAUCAAGCACAAUCUACUUCGCCGCAAAAGUAAAAGCAAAAAGGAAAAACCCUUAAAUGAACUAAUUAGGAAACCUAAAGUGAAAAUUUGA